AUGGACGCCUUGAAGCGGAAGCUUGGUUUAUUAUUCAGAAGCCAUAAACAACACCCACACCUCGUCACAAAGGACGCUAAGGUCUCCACCUUGAGCAUCGCCAGUGGACCGGAUCUUGUCGACGACUCAACCAUGAUCGAAGAGUUAUCCAUAUCAGCCGACCAAACAGUCGCAGGACGAAUCUAUUCAGGUGGAUCGCAUGCAAAGACUACUGGUGUUGCAUCUAAAGUUGGGGAUUCCAGGCCUCCAUCAGAUUCAGAUAUCGCCGAAUCCUUCAUUCAGUAUCGAGUAAAUGCCGCCUAUGUGCCUUGUGAACCAGAGGAACUAGAACUUAAUGUGGGAGAUCUCAUUACUGUUACUGCUGAGUUUGUUGAUGGCUGGAGCCGUGGAUUCUCGCACGCUAGUGGUGAAUAUGGUCUAGUUCCCUUAGUAGCCCUUGAGGAACUGGUUCAACAGCUGGACUGGUCCGUACUUACGCCGACCCUUACAAGGACGAACAGUGCCACAAGUCACGAUGACUUGUCGGAUUUGCAGAUAUGGUUGAACCCUCCAGACUUUAGCUCGACCAUCCUUGCACUGAAGCAAAAGAGGCAUAGUUCGACCAGGGGCUGGCUCCUCGACGAAUUGAUGGAUUGGACAAACAGUUAUAGGGAAUCCCGGGUGUACUGGCUGUCUGGUGUAGCAGGAGUAGGAAAGUCUGUCAUAUCUGGAUGUUUUGCAGACGAAUUGCGGCAACGAGAUCAGCUAGCAGCACAUUUCUUUUGUAAACAUGACGAGCUUGCUCGCAAUGAUCCAUUCAACGUAAUCGCAGCAUGGGCAUACCAAAUAGCUGCCUUUGAUUCCGACGUUAGGCAGGCACUACGGGAUUUGCAUCAGGCUGAACCAAACUUUUUAAUCAACACACCCUCAGUCGGUCUGCAAUUCCAACAACUCAUAGCUGAACCGCUAUCCAAGUAUCGUGGCGAGAAGGCUGUAAUAUUGAUUGAUGCACUGGAUGAAUGUGCGGUAGACGGUAGCAGGUCACGAAAAGAGUUUCUGCAAACACUUGGUCGUUACUUUGCUAGUCUUCCCCAGAAUAUAGCUAUGUUUGUGACCAGUCGUCCAUUACAAGAUCUGCGGAAGCAGCUAUCAGGAUAUACUCCACGAAUGAUGGAGCUAGGAGACACAUAUAAUCUCAACGACAUAAAGGUGUAUGCAUUAUACCGCAUGACUAGGCGACGUCGUAUAAUGGGAUCAGAUGAAGCGGUUAUAUUGCUUGCUGAUAAACUAUCCGUAAUGGCUCAUGGUCUGUUUGUGUGGUUGUGUCUGGCCUGCGAUCAAAUGGACAAAUCUGACAAUCCAACCCAGACAAUCAGUGAGUUAGGCCAGCGAACGCUGGGAAAUUAUGAAGAUUGGAUGGGUACUGUAUAUACCAGAGCUCUAGUGUCGAGUUUUAGAGGAGCUGACGACACUGCUAUGAAGCUGUACACCGUGCUAGUAGGAGCAAUAGUAGCCCUGCGAACACCAUUGUCUCUUGAAGACAUUUCAGCUCUCGCCGAUAUACCCUUAACUCGAGUGAAGCUGAAUCUGACUCGUCUCGAGUCGCUGUUAGUAAUAUCCAACUCAUCAGUACAGCUAAUGCAUAAAUCAGUCGCAGACUUUAUAAGUUCCCCAGACCGAUGUAUUGGUGACGCCUCGCCGUUUUAUAUUGACCGAAGAUUAGCGGAGGCACAUCUUGCCAAAGUGUGUUUGCUCGCACUGCCGGCGAAUCUGAGACUGGAAAGUAUUCAGGGGCAGAUUGAACUUCUUCGAGGCAUUGUGCCGUCUGGUACCUCUGGUCAUCUUAGCUAUUCCUUCGCUCAUUGGGGCGAUCAUUUGGAUUCCCUUUUGGAGCUGGAUGUCGAGUUAACAGAUAUUCUUACUCAAACACUUCAACACUAUGAUCGUGCCAUGCUAAUCGUAGCGGUACUGAAGAACUUGCCACUCGCUCUCAAACAUAUACUACAAGUCGGUGGUGGUGCUACGCUAUUGAAAUCCGCUGAAGAAAUCCAUUUCUUCAAAUCCGCAAUACUGUUCGAGGCAGCCGCGUCCGAUAACCCAGAAAUAUGUGACGUCUUGCUGGAAUAUGGAGGUGCUGAUGUAGAUUGUCUCAACCAAACUAGGCAAACUCCUCUUUACGUGUGCUCUUUUGCUCACACGAGGCCCGAUGUUGUUAGAGUGCUGCUUCGUCAUGGAGCCAAUACAUAUUUUAUGACCCCAACAGGAAUGCCUAUCGACGCUGUGGCGACGGGAUCAGCUACAAGGGAGAUUGAAAAUGAGCGUAUUCGUCGUAAAGUGAAACUGGACGAGUCACACAUGGACGAGGCUAUGAAUGCAGCGAGACUGGCAGACCUCAGUAGCCUGAACCAUCUGAUAACAUCCAAUCCGAAUAUGAACAUAAACCGACAAUACCCAGAAUGUAGUAGCAAGACACUGCUGCUUGUCGCAUGUCAAUAUGGAUCUCUCAAAGUCGUGGCUUAUUUGUUGAGCAAGGGGGCAGAUCCCAACAUAGCUGAUGUCCUUAAUCUCAGCCCACUCCAUCAUGCUUGCGUCUGCGGGUCCCUUCCCAUUGUGCAGGCUCUGGUAGAGGCUGGGGCAAAAGUAGACGCUGAAGGGAGAGAACGCAGGAGCGCCUUUUUCAGCAAUGCUUUUGUCAGGCCUAUAGAUUUAGCAUGUGAGAAGGGACAUGUAGAUAUAAUUAAGUGGUUGCUCGAUAUAGGAGUCAGUCCCUCAGCACUAGAGCAUGGGAAGAUUCAUCCACUUCUAUAUGCAGCAAUAGGAAACUCUGUAGACGUGUGUGAGCUGCUUUUAGGCAAAGGGGUGGACAUCAACUAUCAGAGUCGAUACCUAGGCACAGCGAUCUUUGCCGCGGCCAUCUUUGGAGCAGAAACGGUAACCCAGUAUUUGAUUGGUGUUGGGGCAGACGCCGAGCUUGGAUGGAAUGCACCUGGUUUAGAAACCGAAGCUCUUCGAUCACCCUCUGUAUCGCCACUAAUGGCAUCGGGAAUAAAAGGAUACCAGAACAUAUUCGCUCUGCUGCUUCCAAAAUCCGGUCCUGGUGAAAAGAGGGUACAUAUGGAAAUACGACAUCGAGACUCGUGGUUUGUUGUCGACUAUACUCCAUUUAGCCUCGCAGCUAUGGCGAAUGAACCAGAACUGGUACGGUUGAUGCUAGAGUAUGGAGCAGAUGUCGACGCUGCUACUAUCCCUUCGACUUCUACUUUAUUGAGGGGUGAAACAACACCGCUGCUAACCGCAGGAUAUUAUGGACGUAUAAAUAUCGCCCGGAUGCUAUUGGAAGCUGGUGCGAACAUUCACGCACGGGGGCCCAACGGAAGGUCUUGUUUACAUAUGGUCGCAGUCAGUUCGAUUAUAGGCGAACGUGGAAAAUCAGACAUGGUCCGUCUCCUACGGUUUUAUAAAGCGAAUCUUGAUGAUGUUGAUCAUGACGGUAAUACGGCGGUGCAUCUGGCAAUCGUUAUGAAAGCUACACAGAUGGUGGAUACACUAGUGGAACUGGGAGCUAGGAUUGAUAUUGCAAAUAAUCUAGGCAACACGUGUCUGCAUGAAGCUGUUCGGCAACGAGCAGCUGGUAUGGUUAAGCUGUUGACAGAAAAAGGUGCAGAUAAAUUUGUAGAGAAUAAAGAGGGCUUGACGCCUUCGCAAAUUGCUGUCAAGGAGGGAUAUAAUGAGCUAGUGCAGCUGUUCAAGCGAAGGAGCUCGAUGGAUUAA
Synchytrium microbalum is the source of this 3750-nucleotide messenger RNA. RefSeq lists its product as uncharacterized. Gene Ontology annotation, cellular component: nucleus; cytoplasm. Bases 1 to 3750 code for a protein of 1249 amino acids. The transcript is spliced from 5 exons. The record is from RefSeq and is a predicted model, not a curated record. Gene Ontology annotation, molecular function: protein binding. NCBI's taxonomy places the organism in Eukaryota, Fungi, Chytridiomycota, Chytridiomycetes, Synchytriales, Synchytriaceae.